Molecule: messenger RNA, 1151 nt
Organism: Oncorhynchus tshawytscha (Chinook salmon)
Lineage: Eukaryota; Metazoa; Chordata; Actinopteri; Salmoniformes; Salmonidae
Product: transcription factor HES-5-like
Exons: 2
Coding region: 51-569 (172 amino acids)
Biological process (GO): regulation of neurogenesis; regulation of transcription by RNA polymerase II; anterior/posterior pattern specification
Cellular component (GO): nucleus
Molecular function (GO): RNA polymerase II cis-regulatory region sequence-specific DNA binding; protein dimerization activity; DNA-binding transcription factor activity, RNA polymerase II-specific
Source: RefSeq, a predicted model, not a curated record
GGCCCAAGAGAACUAGCAGACAGACCUGUCACUCUCUCACACCUACAGACAUGGCUCCCUGUUCAACCAACUUCUCUUUCCAGCACCUGAGGUUCGCAGAAAAAGACAUUAAGAUAAGGAAACCCAUUGUGGAGAAGAUGCGUCGGGAUCGCAUCAACGGCUGCAUCGAGCAGCUCAAGCUCAUCCUGGAGAAGGAGUUCCACAAACAGGACCCCAACACCAAGCUGGAGAAAGCCGACAUCCUGGAGAUGACCGUGAGCUUCCUGAGGCAGCAGCUGCAGCCGGAUCCAUCUCAGAGGGACUACGGCGAGGGUUAUUCACAAUGUUGUAGGGAGUCUCUGCAGUUCCUGUCCGGAAGCCCCAAGAGAGACACCACUUCCAUCAUCACCUCGGCUGGACCUCUUCAGGGGCUCCAGCAGCAGCUCUCCACCCAGGUCCAGAGAUCCAUCCAGCAGCACCCAGUGGUCCAUUCCACCUCCCCAGUCUCCUCCACCCUCCGACCCACCACUAACACCAACACCACGCUCCAGGACACAGGAGCUAAAGGCCCAGUCUGGAGGCCCUGGUAGAGAAAGACGGUGGACUGAAGUCACUCGAAAACCUGAGGGAAACAAUGGACUGUAUGUCCCUCACUGUGUAGGAAAUAUGCAUUUCCAACCUGCUCAACGUUGUGGGUUUCCUGAGCUCUUAUUUUCUCAUCACAUUGAUGGACAGAUGUGUGUGGCACAUUCGUAGCAUAUUUGAUGUGAGGGUAGUCACUUUUUUGUGAAGGAUGUUUUUUUCUCUUACUUGUUUUAUCAAAUUAGAUUUUCAUUUGCAGUGAAGAAUGUAGCUGACGAUUGAGUUAUGAUCUAUUAUUGUGAAAUGUGCAUUUUUUUUCAUACUCCAAUGGAGUCUAUGUGUUAUAUGACAGAUGUAACAGCAUCUACAAUAGGCUACUGUAUUUUUUACAGCAAUUCUUUGAGGAUAUUUCUCUAUUGUUAUUCAUUGUUUUGUUAUCUUAUGGAUGUAUCUUUUAUAAAAGGCAAUAGUAUGUUUGUAUGCUUUGUAAUAGUACCGUUAUUGUUUUAUAUUGCAUUUAAAGAAGCUCUUAAAACUAUGUAUGACAUUUGUAUGACAAUAAAACUACAAUCAAUUUUAAAUAAAUAAUA